AUUCCUAGUUCAUGGAUGUGAAAUGCUCAGGAUGCUAUAAAAUCACCACUGUCUUUGGCCAUGCACAAACAGUAGUUCUGUGUGUUGGCUGCUCUACUGUCCUCUGCCAGCCUACAGGAGGAAAAGCAAGGCUUACAGAAGGAUGCUCCUUCAGACGGAAGCAGCACUAAAAGCCCCCAGAAUCAAGAUGAAUGGGAAACCAUCCCAAUAAACACAUUU
Messenger RNA from Balaenoptera ricei (Rice's whale), 219 nucleotides. RefSeq names its product small ribosomal subunit protein eS27-like. Gene Ontology annotation, molecular function: structural constituent of ribosome; RNA binding. The transcript has a single exon. Bases 12 to 170 code for a protein of 52 amino acids. The record is from RefSeq and is a predicted model, not a curated record. Lineage: Eukaryota; Metazoa; Chordata; Mammalia; Artiodactyla; Balaenopteridae. Gene Ontology annotation, biological process: ribosomal small subunit assembly; translation. Gene Ontology annotation, cellular component: cytosolic small ribosomal subunit; ribosome.